Molecule: messenger RNA, 1282 nt
Organism: Nelumbo nucifera (sacred lotus)
Lineage: Eukaryota; Viridiplantae; Streptophyta; Magnoliopsida; Proteales; Nelumbonaceae
Product: WAT1-related protein At4g15540-like
Cellular component (GO): membrane
Molecular function (GO): transmembrane transporter activity
Source: RefSeq, a predicted model, not a curated record
AGAGACGAGAUGGUGGGUUCUUCUAUAAUGAGCGGUGCAAUAAAGAUAGCUCCACAUGCAACCAUGAUCGUUGUUCAGGCUAUCACUGCAGGUUAUUUUGUACUCACCAAUACCAUACUCGUUACAGGGAUUAGCUCUACUGUUCUACUUGUGUAUCAAUACAUAUUAGCAACAAUUUUCGCGGGUGCUCUGUCAUUCAUUUUUGAAAGAAGGAACAGGCCCCCUCUCACAUUACCCAUUUUCUUCUGGAUAUUUUUUCUAGCUUUUGUUGGGAUAACAUUGGCUCAGAACUUACUAGCAGCCUGUCUCUAUUUCAUCUCAAGUACAAUAGAGACUGCGGUUCUCAACAUGGUCCCCAUUUUUACUUAUAUAUUAUCUGUUAUCUCAAGAGAAGAAAUGCUUGAAUUAAACACAUUAUGGGGCAAAGGGAAGCUGUUUGGUUGUCUUUUAUGUGUUUCGGGUGCUCUCACCCUAAUGUCAUGGCGUGGUUCUGCUAUUAUUCUCAAAACAAGCCUGGGAGAAUGGAUUCUUGGAUUGGUUAUGGCUGUCAUAGGAAUUCUUGCAUUUAGUACAUGGAUUCUGAUGCUGAGACCAAUGAUGAGAAAAUACCCAGCUGAGUUUUCACUGUCCGCUAUCAUGUUCUUCUGCACAACAUUACAAACAGGUGCAUUAGCCGCAAUUGUAAGUCAUAAAGCAUCGGAAUGGCGCCUUAAAUGGGGUCUAGAACUCAUACUGGUAUUAUUUGGUGGUUUAUUGAAUAGUGGCUUAUCAAAUAUCUUGUAUACAUGGUGUGCAUCGGUCAAGGGGCCAAUCUUUGUGGCCACAUUUUCACCUCUAACAUAUGUGUUUACUAUACUCAUGGAAACAGUAUUUCUGGGUAGCAGCUUAUACACUGGAAGUGUUAUUGGAUCCAUUGUUAUAAUCGCGGGGCUUUACAUCUAUCUAUGGUCAAAGGCUAAGGAAGAAGCUUACACAUCAAUGAAUGGAGAUGACUCUAUCACUUCUUCACUUAUAUUAGAUGCAGCUCCAUCACAGGUUCCUUAAAAGCUUAUGGGCUUCACUUAUAUGCAAAUUAUUUCUCUCUUGUUAUUAUAAAGGGAACUCGUUAUUUUAGUAAAACUAGUUUCAGGUAAAUUAUUUUCUCUUGCCACACAGACCUGGGAUCAAAUCCCACUACUUUCAGGUUGGGGGAUGGGCUACUUCCAUUGUGUAGCCCAUUAAACUAAAAACAAAAGAAAAAGAAAAGUUAUAAAACAACUAGACACAUUAUCGUUCUGUGCCA